UUCGUCAUCAAGACGAUCAACAAGAUCUCGCCCGCGGGCCUCGCGCGCUUCGGCGGCGACAAGUACACGAUCACGCCGUCCGAGGAGAACCCCGAGAUCGCGCACGCAAUCAUGCUCCGGAGCCACAAGAUGCAGGACUCGGACGUGCCCCUCACGACCCGCGCCAUCGCCCGGUGCGGCGCGGGCACGAACAACUGCAACGUGCCGCGGAUGACGGAGCUGGGCGUGCCCGUCUUCAACACGCCCGGCGCGAACGCCAACGCCGUCAAGGAGCUCGUGCUCUGCGGCCUCUUCAUGGCGUCGCGCGGCGUCUACGAGGGCGCGGCGCACAUGAAGCAGCUCCACGAGGAGGGCACGGCCCACGAGCGCAUCGAGAAGGACAAGGCCCUGUUUGGGGGCCGCGAGCUCGAGGGCAAGACCCUGGGCGUCGUCGGCCUCGGCGCCAUCGGCGCGGCCGUCGCGCACUCGGCGAUCGCGCUCGGCAUGGACGUCGUCGGCUACGACCCGGCUUUGUCCGUCGAGGGCGCGCUGCGCCUCCCGGGCAGCGACAUGGCCAUGGCGGAUUUGGAGGAGCUCUGCUCCAAGGCGGACUACGUGUCGCUCCACGCGCCCUACAUCAAGGACGUCACGCACCACCUGCUGUCGGCCGAGUUGAUCGGCAAGCUGAAGCCCGACGCGUCGAUCCUCAACUUCGCGCGCGGCGAGCUCGUCGACGAGGCGGCGCUGGCGGCGCGCUACGACGCCGGCGGCGGCGGCCGCUACAUCUGCGACUUCGCCGUCGGGCCCGAGCUCUGGCCGCGGCCGAACGUCGUGUCGAUCCCGCACCUCGGCGCGUCGACGGAGGAGGCCGAGGAGAACGCGGCGGCCAUGGCCGCGGACACGAUCCAGCUCUUCCUCGAGACGGGCACGAUCCGCGACUCCGUCAACUUCCCCGCGUGCGCCUUGCCGCCGCGCAUGGAGUCCGUGAACCGCGUCUGCGUCGUCACGGAGAACAAGCCGGGCAUGCUCGGCGAGCUCAUGUCCGUCUUCGGCGAGGGCGGCCUCAACAUCCUCCAGCAGGUGAACAUGUCCCGCGGCGACAUCGCCUACAACGUCAUCGACCUG
This is a messenger RNA of Aureococcus anophagefferens, 1104 nucleotides long. RefSeq lists its product as hypothetical. Gene Ontology annotation, molecular function: oxidoreductase activity, acting on the CH-OH group of donors, NAD or NADP as acceptor; NAD binding. The transcript has 2 exons. The record is from RefSeq and is a predicted model, not a curated record. NCBI's taxonomy places the organism in Eukaryota, Pelagophyceae, Pelagomonadales, Pelagomonadaceae. The annotation marks the transcript as partial.